Molecule: messenger RNA, 3279 nt
Organism: Dichotomopilus funicola
Lineage: Eukaryota; Fungi; Ascomycota; Sordariomycetes; Sordariales; Chaetomiaceae
Product: glycoside hydrolase
Exons: 2
Coding region: 1-3279 (1092 amino acids)
Biological process (GO): oligosaccharide catabolic process; mannose metabolic process
Cellular component (GO): fungal-type vacuole membrane
Molecular function (GO): alpha-mannosidase activity; carbohydrate binding
Source: RefSeq, a predicted model, not a curated record
AUGGGUGGCGAAACACGAAACCAAAAGGGCCCGCGAAACGACUACCCGCUCCGGGCCCCCAAGCCCGUGGGCCAACUGAUCAGCAAGAUCUACAAGGACCGGAUCAACCAGUUCUACUCGACCGGCCAGUACGAACACCAGAAUCUCCUCGCCCUGAUGAAGGAGGCGGUCGUGUCUGGCGAGCCCCACGUCCAGCUCUCGGUAUGGCACGCCCCCGACCAGACUCGGCCGACCUUCAAGAACGCCACGUCUCAAAAAUUCACAAAGACGAAAGUGGGCGAGUGGUUUGGCCCAUCGUGGACAACCCACUGGUUUCGGGUGGUCAUAAAGGUGCCCGAGGAGCUCCGUGAGAAGAGGCUUCUCGAGCUCCAUUGGGACGGAAACAAUGAGGGCUUGGUGUGGAGGGAGGACGGUCACCCGCUCCAGGGUCUCACUGGCGGCGGCGAGCGCGUGGAAUGGAUUAUCCCAGACUCAUUCCGCGAUGGAAAGGAACACACCAUCUACAUUGAAAUGGCUUGCAACGGCAUGUUUGGCAACGCUCCCGGCGGAGACGCCAACCAACCACCAGACCCGAACAGGUACUUCCGCCUCGACCGAGCCGAGAUCGUCGCCGUGGACCCAGACGCCCGCCAGCUUUAUAUUGACAUCUGGAUUAUCGGCGACGCGGCAAGGGAGUUCCCCGAAAACUCCUGGGAGCAGCACAAGGCGCUCAAGACGUGCAACGAGAUCAUCGAAGCUUUUGAGGUUGACAACAGGGGGUCGCUAAAGACCUGCCGUGAGAUCGCCGAGGAGUACAUCGGUUCGAACGUCAACUCCGACAAGGUUUACAAUAGCGGGAAAGAACCGGUCGUCUAUGGCAUCGGGCAUUGCCACAUUGACAGCUGUUGGCUGUGGCCUUUUGCCGAGACCAAGCGGAAGGUGGCCCGGUCGUGGUCCAGCCAGUGCGACUUGAUGGACCGUUACCCGGAGCUCAACUUUGCUUGCUCCCAGGCCCAGCAGUUCAAGUGGCUGAAGGAGUUGUAUCCCACCGCCUUCGAGCGGGUCAAGAAGAAGGUUGCCCAGGGUCGCUUCCACCCCAUCGGAGGCAGCUGGGUCGAGCACGACACCAACAUGCCGAGCGGCGAGGCGCUGGCCCGGCAGUUCAUAUACGGCCAGCGCUUCUUCGAGAGCAACUUUGGGAGCCGGUGCCAGACCUUCUGGCUGCCCGACACAUUUGGGUACUCCAGCCAACUGCCCCAGCUUUGCCGCCUGGCUGGCAUGACGCGUUUCUUCACGCAGAAGCUUAGCUGGAACAACAUCAACAACUUCCCCCACACCACCUUCAACUGGGUUGCUUUGGACGGAAGCCAGGUUGUCGCCCACAUGCCUCCAUCCGAAACCUACACCGCUGAAGCGCAUUUUGGCGAUGUCAAGCGCAGCAUGUCGCAGCACAAGUCUCUGGAUCAGGAUGCUACCUCCCUGCUCGUCUUUGGCAAAGGUGACGGCGGCGGCGGUCCGACUUGGCAGCACAUUGAGAAGCUUCGCAGGUGUCGUGGCAUCAGCGACACGGUCGGCCUCCUGCCCCGUGUGCAUAUGGGCGACUCAGUCGACGAUUUCUUUGAUAAAAUUGAGCGCAAGGCGGACGAUCUCGUGACGUGGUACGGCGAGCUGUACUUUGAGUUCCACCGCGGGACAUACACGACGCAGUCGAACAACAAGCGCAACAACCGCCAUGCAGAAGUGGUGCUCCGGGAUCUGGAGCUCCUGGCUACCAUCGCCUCGAUCAAGGACAAGUCGUACAAGUACCCGAAGAAGGAUAUUGAUUACAUGUGGGAGAGGGUGCUACUUUGCCAGUUCCACGACUGUCUUCCCGGUAGCUCGAUCGAGAUGGCUUAUCGCGAGUCAGACGAGAUGUAUGCCGAGGUGUUCUCGACCGCCGAAAGCGUUUUGAAAGACGUCUCGAAAGUCCUCGGGGUUUCCCGGGUUCAGAGCACUACGGUGUCAGAGGGAGUUGCCCUGAACACGCUCCCGUGGCACCGCAGGGAGAUUGUGAACAUCUCGGACACUGAAGCCGCUGUUGCCUGCGGGAGCGGGACUGUGAUGAAGCUUCGGACUCUCAAGACCAGUGAGGAGAAGCCCCUGGUGUCCGUCCAGGAGGUCUCGGAGAACGUCUUUGUUCUGCAAAACGAUCAGUUGCGAGUCAGAGUCGAAGCCGGAGUCAUCACCUCCCUUUACGACCGGGACGUUGGGCGCGAGGUCAUUCCCAAGGGCCAGAAGGCCAACCAGUAUGUCAUCUUUGAUGACAAGCCGCUGUACUGGCAGGCGUGGGAUGUUGAGGUAUUCCAUCUCGAGACACGCAAGGCGCUCCCUUCGGGCGAGACGCAGAUCCACGAGAAGAAGAAGCACAGUGUCAGCCUGAUUACGACCACAAGGAUCAGCGACAAGUCGUCCAUCAAGACGGUGAUCACACUUGCUGCUGCUCUGCCCGGACAACAAUCCAUCGUCGAGGUUGAGAGCGAGGUGGAGUGGCACGAGACGAUGAAGUUCCUCAAGGUCGAGUUCCCCGUCGAUGUGCGCAACACGGAGGCUUCGUACGAGACCCAGUUCGGUGUGGUGCGCCGCCCGACGCACUACAACACGUCGUGGGACAUGGCCAAGUUCGAGGUCUGCUCGCACCGUUUCGCCGACUUGUCGGAGCACGGCUACGGCGUGUCGAUACUCAAUGACUCCAAGUACGGCUUCGCAACCGCCGGCAACGUCAUGCGCCUCUCGCUGUUGCGCAGCUCCAAGGCUCCCGAUGCCUACGCCGAUAUGGGCACUCACCACAUCCGUUGGGCCAUUCUGCCCCAUCGCGGCGCCCUGUCGCACACCACUGUCCGCCGCGCCAUCGAGUUCAACAGCCCGCUCAAGCUGCUUUCCACGGCCGGUCUGACGCCAUCCGCCCUGGUUACCCUCUCCGAAGCGCCUGUCUCUUUGGUGGCUGGCUCUAGCGACGCCCUCGUCAUCGACACGGUCAAGCGUGGCGAGGAUGACGAGGACGUGUCGACGGACGACUUGCCGAAACGCGCGGGCCAGAGUGUGAUCGUGCGUAUCUAUGACAGCUUGGGUGGCCGGGCUCGUGGCACGGUGGCUAUCGCGGAGGCGUGGAAUGUGAGGAAGGUGACCAAGGUGAAUUUGUUAGAGGAUGAGCUGGAGGAAGUGGCUUUGGUGGGGUCUCGGGGUGGUGGUGAUGGGGGGCAGGAGUUCGAGGUGGACUUGCGGCCGUUUGAGGUGGCUACAUAUAGGCUACAGUUGGCGUAG